Messenger RNA from Phytophthora sojae, 363 nucleotides. RefSeq lists its product as hypothetical. The record is from RefSeq and is a predicted model, not a curated record. Lineage: Eukaryota; Oomycota; Peronosporomycetes; Peronosporales; Peronosporaceae. The transcript is spliced from 2 exons. The annotation marks the transcript as partial.
CCCAUGUAUCUUGGUGGGGCGGAAACCCUCUCCAACGAAUACGAUAACGAACCGGUUGCCGGUUCGUUUUCGGGAUACUAUGGUUCACAAUACGCUCAACAAUCCAGCGUGUUGAGCCGCGGGCGUCGCGGAUCGGAGGCGGCGGAGCGGGUCGCUGCUGUGGAACAGCAUCAGAGCCGGGAGUACGCCGCUCUGAAGCAGGAGGUGGCGAUCCUGAGGGCUCAAGUCGCCCAGGCUUCGCAGACCGCGUCGGACAUCUCUGUCGACGUGGGAGGUCGCGUCGCAUGCUUGGCCCAGCGCGUUCACGCGCUGGAGCAGAGGUUUGCUCCCGCUGGGGCUUCCGCUUCGGGCCAGCCGAGGUAG